This is a messenger RNA of Dendroctonus ponderosae (mountain pine beetle), 1000 nucleotides long. It is a transcript of the gene Hsc20, whose product is annotated as iron-sulfur cluster co-chaperone protein HscB. Lineage: Eukaryota; Metazoa; Arthropoda; Insecta; Coleoptera; Curculionidae. The record is from RefSeq and is a predicted model, not a curated record. Gene Ontology annotation, molecular function: protein-folding chaperone binding; ATPase activator activity. Gene Ontology annotation, cellular component: mitochondrion. Bases 147 to 893 code for a protein of 248 amino acids. Gene Ontology annotation, biological process: [2Fe-2S] cluster assembly; protein complex oligomerization. The transcript has a single exon.
UUACUCUUUCACUGUCAUUGACUGUCCUUAUCUAAUCAUACAAACGCAUAAUGUCAAUCUCUGUCUCAUUUUAACAUUAACCUCACUGUUCACUUCAGUUGUGUUUACCAAGGAGUCACGAAAAUAGUUUAUAUUUUUAUAAAAUUAUGCUGGUUUUAAACCGCAUCAAACAACUUUCAAGUGUGACAUUCGCUAAGUUUGAAAGAAAUUAUCACAAUUUCAAUCCUCGUCUUAAACCAAACUCGCUAAGCGCAGUUUUGUAUAAAAGUUUUGUUUCCCAAAGAUUUCAUCCGAAUACCUGCUGGAAAUGUGGUUUAGAACGGAAAAGUGUAGCAGGAUUAUUUUGUGAUCAGUGCAAAGUACUACAAACUCCAUUGGAAACCAAAAAUUUUUUCAGGAUAUUUAAUUUAGACGAGAAAUUUGAUAUUGAUGCUAAGGAAUUGCGUAUGCAGUACAGGAGGCUUCAAGCUCAGUUGCAUCCGGAUAAGUUCACUCAGAAAACCGCUGAAGAAAAGGAAAUAUCUGAGUCAUUUUCAUCAUUAGUAAACAAAGCCUACAACAACCUGCAAUUUCCCUUAAAAAGGGCUGAACAUUUACUAGAAUUGAGAGGUGACCAGCUGAAUGAAAAGGAAAAUGCUGUGGACGAUCCGGAAUUUUUAAUGGAAAUGAUGGAAUUGAACGAAGAACUCGAAAACACAACCAACGUGGAAAAGCUCAAGGCACUCAAUAUUAAAAACAGAACUCAGCUGGAGAUUAUCACUAAAAAUAUCGAUGAAUGCUUCAAGGAAAACGAUUUGAAACAAGCCAAAUACUUUGUCAUAAAAAUGAAAUACUAUACAAGCUUGGGAAAUAGGAUAAAUGCCAUUUUAAGGGAAUUAGGAAUAGUUGAUUAAGGAAAUUGUGAACGAUUCAAAAGCGGGCUAAGUUGCAAUGACUAUUAACUGGACAUGAAUAAUGUGAUAUAAUUAAAACCAAAAUAAUUAUUUUAUUUGUAUACAAA